Messenger RNA from Sphaerodactylus townsendi, 1718 nucleotides. It is a transcript of the gene PDSS2, whose product is annotated as decaprenyl diphosphate synthase subunit 2. NCBI's taxonomy places the organism in Eukaryota, Metazoa, Chordata, Lepidosauria, Squamata, Sphaerodactylidae. Gene Ontology annotation, molecular function: prenyltransferase activity. The coding region runs from base 453 to 1643 and encodes 396 amino acids. The transcript is spliced from 8 exons. The record is from RefSeq and is a predicted model, not a curated record. Gene Ontology annotation, biological process: isoprenoid biosynthetic process; ubiquinone biosynthetic process. Gene Ontology annotation, cellular component: transferase complex; mitochondrion.
CUGAACGGCUGUUUCUACGAUCCCUUCCUCAUUUUACGACACUUAAGAUGGCUGCGCCCACGGCUCCAUGAGAUCAUCUGGGCAGUUCAGGGUGGGGGAAAUUGCUGGAGUGUCCGUUGGUUGAAAUGAGGAGUUUCUAGACAGUGACUUUCAGGUGUUUACAGCACAGAAGGGAUUGCAAGCAACGGUGUCGGCAGCGUCAGGAAGGCUGCGUGAGCCAGGAGUGAGGCGCGCCUCGCGGGGUAGUCCAGAGGCAGGAGGGGGUCCCUGGAGAAGCUGGAGUGUGCCAUGCCAGUCAAUAUUGCUAAAGGAGAUCAGGAGUGGAAAGAGGGCAGUUUGUAGAAUCUGUGGGUUCUAUUUGCCUUUUAUAGAAAAGGAAAUCUGGCUUCCCUUGGGGACGCAGUUGUGGCUUAGUGUUUGGCUUCUCCUACGUGUUUGAAAGGUCGACGAGGAUGGGUCUCGUGAGGCUGUCACCUUUUCCUAGAUGUUGCUUUCAGUUAUUUUCACGGUUUGGGGCGGGAGGAGAAAAGGGGAGGCCGCGGCGGUGCCUUUUUUCCGGCUCUCCGACGUCAGCUUCUCACUGGAGCAAGGUGGUUUCUGAUGCCGAGAAGAUUGUGGGCUAUCCGACCUCCUUCAUGAGCCUUCGCUACCUUCUGAGCGACGAGCUGAGCAACAUCGCCAUGCAGGUGCGCAAGUUGGUGGGUACCAAGCACCCGCUGCUCAACACUGCCAGAAGUUUUGUUUAUGACAGCAGAAACAAUCUACAGAUGCGAGGUCUGGUGGUUUUACUUAUUUCUAAGGCAGCUGGGCCCAGUAACAUAGCAGACAUCCCUCGUCAGAAAGACAUGAUCAGUGGGAUAUAUUCUAGCCAACGAAGUCUGGCAGAAGUUACAGAGCUGAUCCACACGGCUUUCUUAGUACAUCGUGGGAUAGUCAAUGUUGGUGAACUGACAUCCUUGGAUGGCUCAUUGAAGGAUAUGCAAUUUGGGAAUAAAAUGGCUGUCCUGAGUGGUGAUUUUCUUCUAGCAAAUGCUUGUACAGUCCUAGCUCAGCUACAGAAUACGAAGGUUGUAGAGAUCAUGUCAAGUGCCAUUGGUGAAUUGGUACAAGGGAUAUAUUGUGAGAAUUCUAACUUAGCAAAGGAAAAUGGUCUCACAGAUGACAUUGGAAUAUCAAUGUGGGAAGAACAAAUUUUCCUAUCUCAUAGUGCCUUGCUAGCAAAGAGCUGCCAAGCUGCAAUGGAGUUGGCAAAGCAUGAUGCAGGGAUCCAGAAUAUGGCAUUUAAGUAUGGAAAGCACAUGUCUAUGAGUCAAAAGCUAAAUGUCGACAUUCAGCCAUUUGUUAAAGAAAGUGGUAAUGGUACAGUGGCCUUCAGUUUAAAUUCUGCUCCAGUCGUUUUCCAUCAGGAACUCGUUGGAAGAGAAGCCUGGAUGAAGCAGAUUAGAGAGGUGCAGAUUAAAGGAAGUUUACUAGACUAUACUGAGUUGCAAGAUGCAAUCAAGGCUGGCAAAGGUGUGACUUCAGCUAUUGACCUAUGUCGUUUCCAUGGAAACCGAGCAUUGGAGGCUCUGGAGUGUUUCCCUCCCUCUGAGGCUAGAUCUGCUUUAGAAAACAUUGUUUACGCUGUGACAAGAUUUUCGUGAUGCACAGUUGGAAAAAAAGAAAUUAUUGUUCAUCUACCAUGUAACAGAUAAUAAUUAAAAAGUUGAAAUUUGCUA